AAAACAUCAUUAAAAUAGGUAUCAACAAAAAAUAAAAUGAGGAAAACAGCAAAAACCUCGUAAAUUCUGUGUCAAUACGAUACGCAAGAAAAUAGAAAAUGAAGUGUGAAACUGAUAAGAAAAUCUUUUUGGAACCGUUUCAAUAAUAACAAAAAAAAAAUCGUAAGGAAGAAAAACAAAUAAUAUUAACAGGCGGAAGCCAAUAAAACGAAGAAAAAAAAAUUGUGUCGAAAUUUGAACACUCUAGUGAAGUGAAAGAAAAACUAAAUAAUGAGUAUCAAGCUCACCGGUUAAUUGUUAGAAAUUAUUUAUUAGAAAAGUGAAAAUAAAAGAAAAUGUCGGAUCUGAAUUCCGUGAGUGUUACAACGCCUGCAACCUUAAGUGGUGUCACGUUACCGAGCGAGGUGUUGGAGCAUCUUUAUCAAAGUUAUUCUCUCAAACAGAAGAGAGCUGGGUUAAAUUGCUUCUUAGCGGCAUCCAUCCUCUUUGAUCUGUGGGCCAUCCUGAUACCGCAAGGACAGAGUUGGGAGAGUAUCGCCGUUUUAUGCAUAUUCCUUGCACUAAAUCUCCUACUGGGCGGCUUUCUACGAUUAUGUGGCAACAGUAAAUUUCAUACAAUUAAAAUAGCAACAUGGGAAAUUGCGCCGCAUGCAGCCUGGCUAAUUGCCAUCAAACAACUGUUUUUGGAAUUAUUUUUCCGUGGAUCGGUUACGCCGAGGGCAUCUCUUGGCUGGGCUGUGCUGCUGAAUUUUUUAGUCUACAUAACACUACCGGUAUUUUUAAAGUAUAUUGGACUGUUGUUUGGCUUAGGAUCAUUUACAAUUUACAUAAGUGCAAUAAUCGGACUUGCCAAGAAGGAAAAUUAUUUUUGGGAGCAGCAACUUGCGAAUGUUAUAUUAGUCUUGACAGCUGCAACAAUCGGCCUACUAUGUUACUUUUUAGGUGAAGCGAAACAACGACGCGCAUUUUUGGAAGCCAAGCAAAGUUUGGAGGUGAAAAUGUUGAUUGAGGAGCAAUCGCAAGAACAGGAACGUCUCCUUUUAUCAGUGCUGCCAGAACAUGUCGCUGUGAAGAUGCGCGAAGAUCUGGGAUUGAAUUCAUCGGAGCAGCUAUUCAAAAAAAUCUACAUGAGCAGACACGAGAACGUCAGCAUUUUGUACGCGGAUAUCGUGGGAUUCACGGCAAUUUCUUCCACGUACUCGGCGCAGGAGCUGGUUAAAAUACUGAACGAAUUGUUUGCUCGAUUUGAUCGAUUAGCUGAGAAAUACCAACAACUCCGGAUCAAGAUCUUGGGUGAUUGUUACUACUGCAUCUCGGGUGCGCCCAUUGAACGUCCCGAUCACGCUGUUCUCUGUGUCCACAUGGGCUUGAGCAUGGUGAGUGCCAUCCGGUAUGUGCAACAAAAAUGCAACUCACCGGUCGAUAUGCGUGUCGGCAUUCAUACUGGAGCGAUUUUGGCAGGCAUUUUGGGACAACGACAAUGGCAAUUCGACAUUUACUCGAAGGACGUGGAGCUGGCGAACAAAAUGGAGUCGAGCGGCAUGGCGGGACGCGUUCAUAUUUCCGAGAAAACCCUCAGUUUUCUCAACGGAGAGUUCGAGGUUGAACGAGCUUUUGGCGAGAAGCGCGAAGAAACAUUGAGAAUCGCUGGCUUGAAGACUUAUUUUAUUACAAAGGUACUUGUGCCGUUUGCGGGCGAUAAGCAGAACGGCGAUACAAAUGGCAAGGCAGCUCACGGCACGGACAUCAAAAGUGACCUGGAAACGGAUGAUCCCACGGAGGCGCUCAAGGACGAGCUGGAUUCCAAAUGCACGAGUCCGGGAGCGCGUGACGGCACCAUCGACAUCGAAUUGACGAGCGACGAGGCAUCGGAAAACUUCAAACAACGACUACGCAAGGAGUUGGUGGCGCGCGACGGACACGAAGAACUCUCGAAAAACAUCACAUUCUUUCUCACGUUUAACGACAAAAACAUCGAGGCGGCCUACAGCAAGCAUCGCGAGCCCUUGUCGUCCGUUCCCUUGGUGGCUUCGUUGCUCGUGCAACUCAUUAGUGUCAUCUACACGUUUUUGGUGCUUCCACGGACGUUGCUUCAUUUUGCCAUCGUUGGACUUCCAUUGAUAGUCGUGGCAAUUAUUGUGGUCGUUUCGAUAGCAGAAUGUUUUCCAAAUCAUUUCCCACCUCCAUUGCCGCAAUUAAGCCGGAAGUUCAAUGAUUUUGUGUGGUUGCGCAAAAUUACUGCGAUAAUUGUCGUGCUGUUGCUGGGCAUUUCGAAUGCAUUUGACAUGUUUGCAUCGUCGCUACAAACCCCGAUCAACUUGAACAUCGCCAACUCCUCAUUAUUGUCAUCGGAAAUGCAACCGUCUUCAAUCUGCCUGUUUCCGUCGUACUACAGCAACUUUGCCGUGCUUAUUUUAAUUUCGACAGCAAUCAUUACACAGCUCUCGCAUUUGAGCAAAAUGGUCAUAAUGACAUUAAUUACCGGUGUUCAUUGCUACAUCAACAUCUUCCCACUCGAGGAAUCGUUCAGAUUUGAAGAUCCCGAAUCUCUUAAUGUUGAAUCACCAUUACGAAUCAAAUUAUCUGCACUUUUAAUAGCUGUGACAAUUGCAUUAUGUAUUUUUACACGACACAUCGAUCGCACAGAUCGCGUAAUUUUCAUGUGGAAAACCGAGGUUAGUGACCAGAAGGAAAAGGCUUCCGAUAUGCGUCGUCGCAACGAAGCUCUCGUCUAUAACGUGCUUCCAGUGCAUGUCGCCGAACAUUUUAUGCGUAACAAGAAGCGAUCUUACGACGAAUUGUAUUCGCAAAGUUAUGCAGAGGUUGGAGUACUGUUCGCAAGCAUGCCAAAUUUUUCGGAUUUCUAUUCGGAGGAGUCCGUCAACAACCAGGGACUCGAGUGUUUGCGUUUCUUGAAUGAAGUCAUUUCGGAUUUUGAUGCGUUGCUCGAAUUGCCGAAAUUCCAAGAUGUCAUCAAGAUAAAGACAAUUGGCUCGACGUACAUGGCAGCAAGUGGUCUCAAUCCAACGAGAGAGUUCAAGCAGGAAGAUCACAUUACCGUCCGAUGGGCUCAUUUGGAGGUUUUAGUGGAUUUUGCGUUGGAGUUGAAACGCGCUUUGCAAGGCAUUAACGAGCAAUCGUUUAAUCAUUUCGUCUUGAAGAUGGGUAUCAAUCAUGGCCCGAUCACAGCGGGCGUUAUCGGUGCAAGAAAACCCCAUUAUGAUAUUUGGGGUAAUACGGUAAAUGUUGCAUCUCGCAUGGAAAGUACUGGUCAAGCAGGUGCCAUACAAGUCACACAGGAAACAUGUUCAAUCCUCGAGAAAUUCGGAUACACAUUUAUACAACGAGGUCUUGUCAUGGUCAAAGGCAAGGGAGAGCUUUUAACUUUUUAUCUACAGGGUAAAGGUCCCAAACCACCUACUCCCCAAAAAGGCGUUAGUCCCGUAGUGUCGCCAACAGUCGCUGCUAUCGAAGCCACGAAUACUCAUGCCAGCGAUUCGCCAUUCCACGUUGAGACGACAACCGCAUCCUCCAGUACCGCCAGCCCCAACAGUGUACGUCUCAAUCAGGACUACCAUGACACUCAGUUAACAUCUAACGAAAAUACAAUCCAACAAUUAGCGAGUAAUAGUGAGACAAAACUCUUAGCCAGUAAUCUAUUAGGUGAAAAUAUAAAUAAUAACGACGACAAAGAUUUAAAUAAUAGCACGAAUUCCAAUAAUAUCAAUUCCAAUCAUGUUGUUAGUGAGACAGACGCACUGUUACAAGAUGCAAACUAG
This is a messenger RNA of Culicoides brevitarsis, 3779 nucleotides long. RefSeq names its product adenylate cyclase type 3 (gene Ac3). Gene Ontology annotation, cellular component: plasma membrane. The record is from RefSeq and is a predicted model, not a curated record. The coding region runs from base 336 to 3779 and encodes 1147 amino acids. Gene Ontology annotation, molecular function: adenylate cyclase activity. The transcript is spliced from 18 exons. NCBI's taxonomy places the organism in Eukaryota, Metazoa, Arthropoda, Insecta, Diptera, Ceratopogonidae. Gene Ontology annotation, biological process: intracellular signal transduction; adenylate cyclase-activating G protein-coupled receptor signaling pathway; cAMP biosynthetic process.